This is a messenger RNA of Alternaria alternata, 579 nucleotides long. RefSeq lists its product as hypothetical. The coding region runs from base 1 to 579 and encodes 192 amino acids. The transcript is spliced from 3 exons. The record is from RefSeq and is a predicted model, not a curated record. Lineage: Eukaryota; Fungi; Ascomycota; Dothideomycetes; Pleosporales; Pleosporaceae.
AUGUCUGAGCAUUCCAACACCACUGGCACAUCGACGCUUCCAGUCUCGGGCGUAGAUGGUUACAUUCAAGACGCGGUGGGGAGGAAUUCAGAUGCGGGUGUCCUCGAAUGUGAACAUGACUUUUCUUUUGUCCCAGCAUGGGUCCACAUGUCCUGGAAGACGAUGUUUUUUGGUAGUACAAAUGGUACUGCUAGGCGAAAUGGAGAAGACAUGGUCACCAUCUUGAUCGUUGUUGACUUUCGAUCCGCACAUAGUUUGCUGUCAUUGAGAACUUGGAAUGUAGGAGAGCGACUUCGCCCAACGGACAUGAUGAGUUUGUUUGCGUGUUUUGAUGCCCCUCCGCACACCAUAUUUUGCAGAUAUGCGUCUUUUGGUAAACAGGGAAGAACCGGGGAUAAUGAUAUCGAAGAGAGAAGAAGAAGCAGUCUCCCACCCCAGAAUUUAUACGUCAAUCAGGCUGGUUUCUCACGACAUAGAAGCUAUUCUGCACAUGAUGAGAUUGCUGGCAUGUUUUUCCAGUCUGUACGGGAGACCACAUACGUUGUGGUUGGACAAUCUUUGGUCAUGGCUUUCUGCUAG